AUGAAAGAGGAUAUAAAACAGAACCACGCUUAUCGUCCAUGGGAGUCUCCCCAAUGGAAAGAAAUGCUGUCUCGCUGCACAGCCUUGGAAAUGUUUCUUUUUAAGACACCGUUGCCAUUGGAACCUGAAGACAGUUAUCUGCUCAAGCCCACAGUAGAAAGAAUUCUAGGAGAAUGGGAAUUGAAAUCUUUGCCGCGUCUCUUGAAAUUUUAUCUAUUUCAGGGUCACGACGAGGAUUCUUAUAUCGAGGAUUAUUAUUGGGAGGGCUCUAAUGAGCUAAUUUGGCGUACUUUAGAGGACAAUAAGUGGACUCAGGACCAAAAUGAGCGAUGGGAGAUGCAUCUCCUAACACUUAUUUUUGGUCCUAAAAAGGAAGGGCUGUAA
Molecule: messenger RNA, 384 nt
Organism: Psilocybe cubensis
Lineage: Eukaryota; Fungi; Basidiomycota; Agaricomycetes; Agaricales; Agrocybaceae
Exons: 3
Coding region: 1-384 (127 amino acids)
Source: RefSeq, a predicted model, not a curated record